Molecule: messenger RNA, 2793 nt
Organism: Acanthopagrus latus (yellowfin seabream)
Lineage: Eukaryota; Metazoa; Chordata; Actinopteri; Spariformes; Sparidae
Product: putative RING-H2 finger protein ATL71
Exons: 5
Coding region: 1262-1987 (241 amino acids)
Biological process (GO): ubiquitin-dependent protein catabolic process
Cellular component (GO): cytoplasm
Molecular function (GO): ubiquitin protein ligase activity
Source: RefSeq, a predicted model, not a curated record
UGUAUUUCUGUUUUUAUUUCCAUUUACAUAAUUAUAAACAUAAUAAUGGAAACUUUUGUUUCAGAUUUAGUAGUGAAUAUAAAACUUACCUGAAUGUUUGUACCAAAAAUAAUGUCACCAAUGAGUUAUAAACAUUUUGAGCCUCUACUACAGGAAGGAUCACUAAGAAAUCUUCUGCACCAUUGGAAUAACAACAAGAGAUUACAGGUAUAAUCCCUCCUUCCUCCUGGCUUCAGUAAUUGGAUUACAGACUUCAGUUGACAGCAGCCCAGAAAGCAAACAAGACAAACAGCAAGAAAGAGACGAGAAAAACCACCAACACGGAGGAGAGAAGCAGCGAGACCGGCCCUGUGGAAGGACCGGCAGCCAUUUUUUUGGACGGCUGUUGUUUUUUGUAUAAGUCUGGAUCGGAGCGGAGCAGAUCGGGAUCAGCUGUCAGGACUGGAUCUGUGGAUCUGUUGCUUCGUCAUCCUCUCUUUCCUCCCGUCCUCCUCUCAAAUGGUCUACCGGCCAACUGCUAACUGCACUUAGCUUCAAUUAGCUGCAAUUAGCUGCUGAUACAAUGAAUUCAAUGUUAACUCAUUUAGCUUCUUUAUUUUAGCCUGUGACCCUAGCUGCCUUAGCAUUAGCUAUAAAUUAAGCCUGAAUGUUACUUAACCCAGCCUGGUUUUCUUUUAACGUAGCUGUUAGCCUGAUUUUACUUAACUAAUUGACUUUAAUUUAGACUGUUGAAAUUUAGCCUUGUUGUCCGUUGGCCUGGUUGAAAUUUAACCUAAAUUUAACCAAGCUUCAAAAAAGCUUGCCUGCAAAAUGUUAGCGUUGUUUUGUUUUAGCUAAGUACAAAACGCCAAUUUAGCCACACCUAUGUUUAAUCUAGCUGGGUAUAAUUUGCCUAGCUUCAAAAUCCAGCUUUGCCUAUCUUUCAAGUUAGCAUGGCUGUGACAAAGCCAAGGCAGAAUCUAGCCCUAAAAACCUCAGCCUUGUUGUAAUUUAGCGAGGUCAUACUCUGGCCAACCAUAUCUGGUUGUAAUUAACACCUAGCUAACAAAGCCUGGCUAUUAAUUACUUUAGCCUUGCUGUAAUUCAGCCUUGUUUUAAAUUAGCCUGGCUGCAAUACAACUGAAGUCAGGUUUAAUUUAGCCUGACUGCAUCACAAGUCAGGUUUAACUUGACUGUAAGAUAACAAAGCUACAGGUGUGUUUGUUGCUAAAGGACAAUUAGCUAAAUCUGUCAUCUCAAAAAACAUAAACAAAUCCUUGCAAUGAAUCCAGACGGAGAAGAAGCUGAUGUGUUUUCGGACACAGAAGACCCGAACCCUCUGAGAGCAGGAGAGGAGGAGGGGGAUGAGGAGGAGGAGGAAGAGGAGGAGGAUGAGGAGGAAGAUGCAAGGAUCUUCAAUGCGUGGAUGCAUCGGUACAGAGGAGGCGAACGGCAGCAGAAAAUUGGAGAAGAGGAGGGUGAAGAGGCAUCAGAGGGGGGAAGACCUGAAAGCAGAUGCAGCGUGGAGCCACCGGUCCGGAUGAGGGCCGACCGCCGGGCCUCACUGCCAUGUCCGAGCACUCUGUCGUCCAUGCAGCUGUCUCGUCUGCACUCGUCCACCAAGGCUCCAGUGACGGCGAGGGUCCUCCUGCGCCGCUCCUCCUCCCGCCGCCUCCUCCCGUCGCCACAGGAGGCGUCUGUGCCCGCCCCCGAGCGAAGACCCUCCCUGAUUCCUCCAAUCCCAGAGGCCACGGCGCCGGAGAAGAGGAGCACGUUCAGGAGACGCAACGUCAUGUCGUGUAGCGACGCCUACAGUGUGUGUCUCAUCUGUCACAACGACCUGAGCCAGGGGAGCGGCGGCACCAGAGAGCUGCAGUGCACACACACCUUCCACAGAGAGUGUAUAGAGGAGUGGCUGUGGAGGAAACAGUCCUGUCCCACCUGUCACGUUCAGGUGUCCAUCCCACAGCCCGCCUACUGGAACUCCACCAGGGUCAAAGUCCCCUAACACCACCAGGAGGGGACAGUGACAUCAUCAGCCUUUGCCAAAACCUGAGGAGAGGACUGUGACAUCACCAAAGUUGUUUGAAAGGUUCAGCAGUCGGCGAUGACAUCAUCGAUGUCUCUUAAUAUUCCAGGAGUGGACUGUGACAUCAUCAGAGUGUUUUUAAUCUGAAGUAUUGGAUGGUGAUGUCACUUUAGUCCUCGGGAACAUCCACCAGCCAACUGUGACAUCAUCAGAGUCCCCAAAACAUUUAGCAGAUAAUGAUGACAUCAUUAAUUCAAGAAGACAGUGAUGUCAGAGUCCUGGAAAUCAUCAUGAGGAGGGGACGAUGACAUCAUCAAGGUAGUCUCAAAUCAUAAGCAGUGGACUCUUACGUCACUAAAUCCUGUGAGAUGUCUGUGACAUCAUCAAACACCAUUUAAAUGUUUAGCAGUUAUCUAUGACAUCAUCAAAUCUUUUCAAACUUUCAACUGUAGACUGUGACAUCAUCAGGGCCCCAUGAAACGUCCAUUCAUAGGGUGUGACAUCACCAACAUUUCUUAAAUCUGCCAGUAGUAGACUGUGACAUCAUCAUCGCCCUUUUAGGAAAGGACAGUGACAUCAUGACAUCAUCCAUGACGGCAUGGAGCGAGACGAUGAUGUCACCAUAAACAUGCAGUGAUGAUGUCAUGACAGUGUUUUAGCAGGUAGAGUGAACUGAAUGAAUGAGACCACAGUGACCUCACUCUGUGUGUGUGUGUGAUAUUUGACUGUUUUUACAUUUUUAGCUGCGCUGUUCAGAUCUUUGAAUAAAGUUUGAUUGAAUGAUG